Corylus avellana is the source of this 669-nucleotide messenger RNA. Lineage: Eukaryota; Viridiplantae; Streptophyta; Magnoliopsida; Fagales; Betulaceae. The record is from RefSeq and is a predicted model, not a curated record.
AUGGCGGAAGAAGUAGUGUUGCAUGGUUUGUGGGCAAGCCCUUAUAGUCGCAGAGUAGAGGUAGCUCUGAAACUGAAAGGAGUCCAAUACAAAUAUAUUGAAGAAGAUCUGAGCAACAAGAGUCCUUCGCUUCUCAAAUACAAUCCCGUUCACAAGAUGAUUCCCAUCCUUGUACACAAUGGAAAGCCUAUUGUGGAUUCUGAUGUUAUUCUUGAAUACAUCGAAGAGACAUGGCAAGAAUAUCCCUUGUUGCCCGAAGAUCAUUAUGAGAGAGCCAGAGCACGUUUCUGGCGCAAGUUCAUAGACAACCAGGUACUUCUCGCCGCGUUAUUGAAAGCUUUCUGGGGCGAAGAGAACGGACGUGAGAAGGCUUUGGAAGAAGCAUCUGGGCUUCUAAAUUUUCUAGAGGAAGAGCUCAAGGAAAAAAAGUUCUUUGGAGGAGAGCGUAUUGGAAUGGUAGACAUUGUCGCCAACGUCAUAGGCUUCUGGAUUGGAACUUUUGAAGAAGGAACGGGGAUAGAGUUGUUGACAGUAGACAAAUUUCCCAAACUUUGCAACUGGGUGGAUGAGUAUUUGAGCAGCAGUGUUAUCAAGGAAAAUCUACCUCCCAAAGACAAACUAAUUCCCUUUGUACGAUUUCGCUUUGGGGGCACCAGUGCUUCCAAAUAG